AUGUCUGUUUACUCCCUUUUGGUGUCUGAAUCUCAGAAUCUCAGAAUCUCAGAAUCUCAGAAUCUCAGAAUUUCAGAAUCUCAGAACCUCAGAAUCUCAGAAUCUCAGAGACUCAGGAUCUCAGAAUCUCAGUAUCUCGGAAUCUCGGAAUCUAAAAUUCUGAGAAUUUCUGAAUUUUUUAUUGGGAAUCUGUAUUUUCUAAAGGGAAUGAGAUAUAUGAGCUCAAAGUUGACGGUAUGGGUGGCGUUCUAUUAG
Messenger RNA from Caenorhabditis briggsae, 255 nucleotides. The record is from RefSeq and is a predicted model, not a curated record. The transcript is spliced from 3 exons. The coding region runs from base 1 to 255 and encodes 84 amino acids. NCBI's taxonomy places the organism in Eukaryota, Metazoa, Nematoda, Chromadorea, Rhabditida, Rhabditidae.